AUGGUGGUCGCAAAGAAGAUGAAAAAGUCUCUGGAGUCGGUGAAAAGUGAAAAGUACGUGCUGGGAUACAAACAGACUCCGAAGAUGAUCAGACAGGGCAGAGCGAAAUCGGUUAUCCUCGCCAACAACUGCCCCGCUUUGAGGAAAUCCGAAAUAGAAUACUAUGCCAUGUUGGCUAAAACUGGUGUCCAUCACUACAGUGGCAAUAACAUUGAGUUGGGCACAGCGUGUGGAAAAUACUACAGAAUAUGCACGCCGGCCAUCUUUGACCCAAGUGGUUCUGACAUUAUUAGAAGCAUGCCAGAACAGACCGGUGAAAGGUAA
Messenger RNA from Arvicola amphibius (Eurasian water vole), 324 nucleotides. Its product is annotated as 60S ribosomal protein L30-like. Gene Ontology annotation, cellular component: cytosolic large ribosomal subunit. The record is from RefSeq and is a predicted model, not a curated record. The transcript has a single exon. NCBI's taxonomy places the organism in Eukaryota, Metazoa, Chordata, Mammalia, Rodentia, Cricetidae. Bases 1 to 324 code for a protein of 107 amino acids. Gene Ontology annotation, molecular function: structural constituent of ribosome; RNA binding.